UAUUUUGGGUUGUUUUUGUGUGAUAAGUACCAAUGGAGUGGAAGCAUCUCACAAGGUUUACGAAAAUCUACAAUCUCACGCUGCAGCAACUGUGAAACAACUCCAUCGAAGCGGCUAUCACUUUCAACCUCCUAUGAACUGGAUCAAUGAUCCGAACGGUCCAAUGUAUUACAAUGGGAUAUACCAUUUAUUCUACCAAUACAACCCCAAAGGUGCAGUCUGGGGCAACAUUGUUUGGGCUCAUUCAGUAUCUAAAGACUUGAUCAAUUGGGAAGCUCUCGAACCGGCAAUAUACCCUUCGAAGCACUUCGAUAUCAACGGAUGUUGGUCUGGUUCUGCCACCGUCCUUCCGAACAACAAGCCUGUAAUUUUCUACACAGGGAUCGAUCCCGACAAUUAUCAAGUCCAAAACUAUGCGGUUCCGGCCAACUUGUCUGACCCUUAUUUGCAUGAAUGGAUCAAACUGGAUGACAACCCCAUCGUCGUUGCCGAUGAAACCAUGAACAAAACCGCCUUCCGUGAUCCAACAACUGCUUGGAAGGUCGGUGGGCAUUGGAGAAUGUUGGUGGCUAGCCGAAGGAAACAUAGAGGAAUGGCUUAUUUGUAUAGGAGUAGGGAUUUUAAGAAAUGGGUGAAGGCCAAACAUCCUUUACAUUCCGUGGCGAAUACUGGUAUGUUUGAAUGUGCAGAUUUUUUCCCAGUGUCAUUGUAUGGGGACAAUGGCCUUGAUACCUCUUCUGUUGGUCCUAACGUAAAGCAUGUUCUCAAGGUGAGCUUGGAUCUUACAAGGUUUGAGUAUUACACUAUAGGUUCAUAUAUCCCAGAACCUAGGGAUAAAUAUUUGGUGGACAAGAACUUUGUUGAUGGUUGGGAGGGGCUUAGAUUCGACUAUGGCAACUAUUAUGCUUCAAAGACAUUCUUUGACCCUUCAAAGAAUAGAAGGGUUUUGUGGGGUUGGUCUAAUGAAUCCGAUACAGCUCAAGAUGAUAUUAAUAAAGGAUGGGCUGGUCUUCAGACAAUUCCAAGAAAGCUGUGGCUUGAUCCUAGCGGGAAGCAAUUGUUGCUGUGGCCUAUAGAAGAAAUAGAGACUCUAAGAGGCCAAAAGGUUCAAUUAAGCAAUCAAAAACUCAAGUUGGGAGAACCUGUUGAAGUCAAAGGAAUCACUGCUGCUCAGGCUGAUGUUGAUGUUACCUUCACCAUACCAAAUUUGGAUAAAGCUGAAGCAUUUGAUCCGAGCUGGACCAAUGCUCAAGAUCUUUGUGGUUUAAAGGGAUCAACUGUUCAAGGUGGCGUUGGACCAUUUGGGCUAUUAACAUUAGCUUCGGAGAAUCUAGAAGAAUACACCCCUGUUUUUUUCAGGGUAUUUAAAGGUCAAGACAAGCACGUUUUUCUCUUGUGCUCAGAUGCUAGCAGCUCUUCCUUGAGGGAAAGUGGGCUAUACAAGCCCUCAUUUGCUGGAUUUGUAGAUGUAGAUUUGGCUGCUGAGAAGAAGAUUUCUCUUAGGAGUUUGAUUGAUCACUCCGUGGUCGAGAGUUUCGGAGCUGGGGGGAAAACAUGCAUCACAUCAAGAGUAUAUCCGACUCUUGCGGUGUUUGACAAUGCCCACUUGUUCGUAUUUAAUAACGGGAUUGAGACGAUAACUGCCGAUGUUGAAGCUUGGAGCAUGGGGAAGCCUUGUAAGAUGAACAAUUGAAA
This is a messenger RNA of Hibiscus syriacus, 1695 nucleotides long. RefSeq names its product beta-fructofuranosidase, insoluble isoenzyme 1-like. Gene Ontology annotation, molecular function: hydrolase activity, hydrolyzing O-glycosyl compounds. Gene Ontology annotation, biological process: carbohydrate metabolic process. NCBI's taxonomy places the organism in Eukaryota, Viridiplantae, Streptophyta, Magnoliopsida, Malvales, Malvaceae. Bases 134 to 1693 code for a protein of 519 amino acids. The transcript has 7 exons. The record is from RefSeq and is a predicted model, not a curated record.